AUGAAGCGCUUGAACCUUAAUCUGAAGAGCUGUAAAGCGAACAGCAUCAAUACCAGCGGCAUCAGGGCUAAGAGAAGGGAAAAGCACUCAUUUCUUCGAGUCCCCAAUUUUCUUGCAGUCACAGACUUUCUCAGUGCAACAGCAACUAUUCCAUAUGCAAUAUAUCUUACAUCACACUGGCGCCCCACGCAUAUCGAUCUCGACCAACAUUAUGUGUUGAUUUUGAGUACACCACUUCCUGUUCAAUUGAAAAUCAAUCUAGUACUUGCCACAUCUGUUGCACUCGAACGGAAUUUGGCUCUUUUUCUCCCGGCGUCCUACCGCAGGCUGCCUUCUUCUAUAUAUGCUACCGCCUCUCUUGUGAUAGGACUUCUGUUUGCUGCUGUUGAUCUUGUUUUGGAAUUUAGCUUACCAUCCUGGCCUUCUCAGCACAACUCCUGCGCCGCCUUAUGGUGCUUUUUGAGCCGCACAUUCCAAUACUAUUGGGGCACGAGCAACCUGGUGAAGAAUUUCAGCUUUCAAUAUUCGCUAAUUUAUCUGAGAAUAUUAGUUCUGAGCUUUGUCGUACUUGCACUGACAUCCUUAUUCUUAAUUAAGUUGCGAACUUUCCAAAGAAAACCACGAGCAUUGCAAACUUGCACAACUAAAGAGUCGAAGAAAUUUCAACAGGCUAACCGUAUUUCGACUGGAAUACUGCUUACUUCUAUGAUCUUCGUAACGUGUCCGAGCAUUGCUCUCAAUAUCUUUGCUUUCCGUGGCGGAUCCAAAUUCGAAUUCAUUGGUCCAUUCUACUUAAUUGGACUGCUCUGCACUGGUACUUUCAGCAGCGUUCUUUAUAUGAUUCUGUAUCAAGACAUGCGAAAGCUGGUCAAAGCAUAUUUGACAUGCAAAUGUCCUCGUGUCGAAAGUAUGGGGAGCUCCGUUUCUUCUAAUGGAGUGUUUUAUAAUACUAGAUUCUGA
Molecule: messenger RNA, 960 nt
Organism: Ostertagia ostertagi
Lineage: Eukaryota; Metazoa; Nematoda; Chromadorea; Rhabditida; Trichostrongylidae
Source: the annotation of a GenBank genome assembly